AUGCCCCGCAUAGAUGCGGACCUCAAGCUGGACUUCAAGGAUGUCCUGCUCCGACCCAAGCGAAGCAGUCUCAAGAGUCGAGCCGAGGUGGACCUUGAGCGAACCUUCACAUUUCGGAACUCGAAGCAGACCUACUCGGGGAUUCCCAUCAUUGUGGCCAACAUGGACACCGUGGGGACGUUUGAGAUGGCGGUGGUGAUGUCACAGCACGCCAUGUUUACAGCGAUUCACAAGCAUUAUACCCUGGAUGACUGGAAGCUCUUUGCAGCUAAUCACCCAGAAUGCCUGCAGCAUGUAGCUGUGAGUUCGGGCAGUGGGACGAAUGAUCUGGAAAAGAUGAGCAACAUCCUGGAAGCUGUGCCGCAGGUCAAGUUUAUUUGCCUGGAUGUGGCCAAUGGGUACUCGGAGCAUUUUGUGGAGUUUGUGAAGCUGGUCCGGUCCAGAUUUCCAGAACACACCAUCAUGGCAGGGAACGUGGUGACGGGAGAGAUGGUAGAAGAGCUUAUUCUUUCUGGAGCAGAUAUCAUCAAAGUGGGAGUUGGACCAGGUUCCGUGUGUACCACCCGCACCAAGACGGGGGUGGGCUACCCCCAGCUGAGCGCCGUGAUCGAGUGUGCAGACUCGGCCCAUGGCCUGAAGGGGCACAUCAUCUCGGACGGAGGCUGCACGUGUCCAGGAGAUGUCGCCAAAGCCUUUGGAGCUGGAGCAGAUUUUGUCAUGCUGGGAGGAAUGUUUUCGGGCCAUACUGAGUGUGCCGGAGAGGUGAUCGAGAGGAACGGACAGAAGCUCAAGCUGUUCUAUGGGAUGAGCUCAGAGACGGCAAUGAAGAAACACUCAGGAGGGGUCGCGGAGUAUAGAGCCUCUGAGGGCAAGACUGUGGAAGUGCCUUACAAAGGGGACGUCAAGAACACUAUUCUGGAUAUUCUUGGGGGACUGAGGUCUACCUGCACCUACGUGGGGGCCGCCAAACUCAAAGAGCUCAGCCGGAGGGCCACGUUCAUCCGAGUGACCCAGCAACACAACACCGUGUUCAGCUAA
Rangifer tarandus platyrhynchus (Svalbard reindeer) is the source of this 1038-nucleotide messenger RNA. The record is from the annotation of a GenBank genome assembly. Lineage: Eukaryota; Metazoa; Chordata; Mammalia; Artiodactyla; Cervidae.